This is a messenger RNA of Perkinsus marinus ATCC 50983, 1326 nucleotides long. RefSeq lists its product as hypothetical. The transcript has 5 exons. The record is from RefSeq and is a predicted model, not a curated record. Lineage: Eukaryota; Perkinsozoa; Perkinsida; Perkinsidae. The coding region runs from base 1 to 1326 and encodes 441 amino acids.
AUGGCCACAAGUGUUGAAGUUCCCAACCACAUCGAUGUUGAUCAUCAAGCCGGGUCAUACAAUGAAGCUAAUACGUUGAGCCCGAUGGCGCAGUUUGCCGAUGCUCCCAUGGCCUUAUGGCAGUCGGUGCCUAUCGCCCCGUCUCUCCCUUCUGCGGAGAACUUUGUUCCUCCUGAUUUUACCGACAAUUUCGUCCAGAAGUGUCUUCACCCGAGCAAGACUUUCCUGACAGCGGAAGGAUUCGAACCCGAGGAGAAUGAGUCCAAAGAUGAAGCACCGAAGGAAGAGAAGGUUGAGAGCGAGGAGAAAGUAACCAAGAUCCGCAUCCCCAAAGCCCCUCGGGAGCCCCAACCUGACUACUUUGGCCAUCUUUUUGGUCACCCGUUGAGUGCCGAUGAAGAUGAUGACGAGGCGGACGACGAGGAGAGUUCCGAGGCUGACAAGAGGCAACUCGUCACUAAGGACGGAAAUGUUGACGCUAAGGACGAUGAUGUCGCCGGAGACACUGGUGAUGUUGUAGCUAAGGCCAGCGAUGUUGAAGAGGUUCAUGAUGAGGUGCGCAAGGACGACUGUGAGAAGCCCAAGGAUGAAGAUGUUAUUGUGGCUAAGGUGGUCGAGGCCAAAGAGAAACCGUCAAUCGCAGCUAGUAGCCCUGUUGAGAGAGUUUCUUGGGCGGACAACUCCGCUAAGGUCGAAGAUGCCAAAAAAGAUGACGAGCCUGAGGAGUCUGAUGAUGGCGAUGAUGAUGUCGACUAUUUCGGCCACAUUAUGGGUCAUCCUAUGAACCGAGGGUCUGGCAGCCAUAAAACGAAGAAGCAACGCCCUCCAGCGCCGAAGGAGGACUCCCCCGCCAAGCCCUUCCCUAAGACCGAAGUUGAAUCCCAGGAAUCGCAGGGGUCCGUUCUCGGAUUGUUCUUGGGAGGCAUCGAGGUAUGUGAUAGAGAGGAGAACAUCGGCCAAUUCACUUCUCGUGGAGGGGAUCCUGUAGACACCGCUGACAUUGAGGCCGAGGUUGUCGAGGAGGAAGUGGCACCAGUGACUACGGAUGAGUUGAAGGAGCCUGAAGUGUCUGCAGCGGAGGGGAGCAGAACUCCUCCUGCUACUCCUGUGAACGCUCCUGGAACUCCCGCUGCUGACGAGGAUGAAAUUGAGGCUACCCCGGUGCCGGAGAUAGUCGACAUUCGGGCUGAGCCACCCGUGGAAAGCAAACAGAGUCCCGAGAAGAGGAAUAACGAGGCGAUCGGUUCAUCUAGCAGCGCGAAAGAGCCGACAAAGAAGAGUCGAUCAUUCCUCGGGAACUUGUGCGGCGGCAAGACCAUGGACUAA